AUGUCUUUUGCGUUUGGUUUUAACGAUGAUGACAUAAGUGAUGAAGAGGUGAGUCAAAACUUGCCAAAGCAAGAUGAAGCCAGCACUGCAAGUAAAGUUUUUCAAAAUGCAACCUCUGGAUUAGAUCCCAAGUUUCUUCCACAAAUUCAUUCACUCGAAUCCAUACUAUCCAAAUUAGUGAAUGUUAGAAUCACAUUUGAUAACUAUAUUACUCCUGUGGGUGAGAAUGUGACAUAUCGUAGAGAAUUGUAUGAUAUUAAACAUCAGGUAAUGUGUGAAGAUGAUGAAGACGGAAAACAAGAUGAUGUUGUGAGUAAUAUUUUAAUGGGUGAUGAUAAUGAUUUGGAUUUAAAGAGAAAUAUUUAUGAAGGUGGAUUUAAAAGUUGGGAAUGUUCGUACGACGUAGUUGAUUAUCUAGCUCAAAAUAAGGAUUCCUUAAAUAAGUUGCAUACCAUAUUGGAACUUGGGUGUGGUACAUCGCUUCCAAGUUGUCAAGCACUUCUUCAAAGAAUCACAAGAAGUGAAGACCCAAUUGAUGGUUUCAAGAUUAUACUUUCAGAUUUUAACUAUGAAGUCCUCAGAUUGGUCACGAUACCCAAUUUGAUUAUUCAUUGGGCUUCUACAUUAGACCCAGAAUUUCUACAAGAAUUAUGUGAUACUAGUGUAGAGGGAAGUGACGAUGGACCAACUUUGCGUAACGAUGAGAUCAUUCUCUCACAGAAAUUAAUCGACAGGUUUAUAAGUGACUUGAGAAAUAAAAGAAUUGAGCUUGUAUUUAUUUCAGGUUCAUGGGGCCAAGAGUUUUUGCAAAUAAUAGAGCGAGAAAACAUCGACUUGGUUAUAAGCUCAGAGACCAUCUAUUCCUUGGAAACAUUACCAAUAGUUGCCGAGACCGUUGUAGAAUUGGUUGGUAAUGGUUGCAGAGCACUAAUUGCUGCGAAAAAUCUUUACUUUGGAGUUGGUGGGUCAGUUGCAGAAUUUGUAAGUUACAUAAAAAAGAAAAAUAGAGAGGAUAUCAAAAUUGAAGUGGAGGAAGUCAAUUCUCAGUUAAAGAGGUCAUUAAUUAGUAUAGAAAAGGUCUAA
Messenger RNA from Dujonia railenensis, 1083 nucleotides. The record is from the annotation of a GenBank genome assembly. NCBI's taxonomy places the organism in Eukaryota, Fungi, Ascomycota, Pichiomycetes, Serinales, Debaryomycetaceae.